Cladocopium goreaui is the source of this 666-nucleotide messenger RNA. Lineage: Eukaryota; Dinophyceae; Suessiales; Symbiodiniaceae. The record is from the annotation of a GenBank genome assembly.
GGCCCCGCACAGACAGCCCAACCGCUAGCUCCACCACCGCCGCCCCCUAUCUCCGGCCCCAAUGCAGUGCGGGCCCCAUGGAUGUCAAUGCCAGCAGCACCAGGGACCUCAGCUUCUUCAGCUACGGCAGCGGAGAAACGACUCAACGAGGUCUUGGGAUUGUUGAACAAGCAGGACCAGGAUGCGUUGUCUUCAGAUCUGCAAGCCUUUGUGCAGAAGGAGUCCGCCAAGCAGACCAAGGUGAAUGCCAAACAGCUACACUCAGCAGUGGAUGUCCUCACAGAGCCGGAGAAAGCCAUGGAUGCCGCACUGAAUGCCAGGACCAACCUGAUUGCCAGCUGGCGCACCUUUUUGGCGGCUCAGGAAGCGUUGAACAAGGCGAAGGCCAACUUCGAUACGCAGAAGCCCAAAGCCGACGAUGCCCACGUCAUCUCAGACGACGAGGAGGCCAAUGCACAGGCCGCUCAAGUCUCAACCACACGCAUUCUGAGUGGUCUGGAGAGUAUGACCAACAGUUUGACAGAAUUGUCAGCACAGGCAGAACAAGAGCAUCAAGAAGCGCAGAGGCGCAGCAAGCGGCCUCGACGAGACGACAACAAGGAUGUCAUCACCGUGGACAUGGCAGAAGAGGGCGAUGCGCCACCUUUUGGCGGGCCUGGUCAUUAG